This is a messenger RNA of Eptesicus fuscus (big brown bat), 1942 nucleotides long. RefSeq names its product kelch like family member 38 (gene KLHL38). Bases 31 to 1779 code for a protein of 582 amino acids. NCBI's taxonomy places the organism in Eukaryota, Metazoa, Chordata, Mammalia, Chiroptera, Vespertilionidae. The transcript is spliced from 3 exons. The record is from RefSeq and is a predicted model, not a curated record. Gene Ontology annotation, molecular function: protein binding.
CCUCUUGGGACUCCUCCCCCUCUUUGCAGGAUGGACAAGGAGUCAGCAGAUGGGCUGCUCUUCAAAAACCACGACUUCUCCUCUGACUUGUUGAGGCAGCUCAAUGGCUUAAGACAAAGCAGAAUCCUGACUGAUGUAAUCAUCUGUGUUGGGGCCUGGGAGGUCCCCUGCCACCGAAACGUGCUGGCCUCCAGCAGCCCCUACUUCCGGGCCAUGUUCUGCAGCAACUUCCGGGAGAGCAUGGAGGCCAAGGUCCAGCUGAGAGGCAUUGACUCCACGACCCUGGAACAGCUCGUCCUGUAUGUGUACACGGGGGAGGUGCCCAUCACGGCUGAGAACGUUCUGCCCUUGAUGGAGGCUGCCUCCAUGCUGCAGUACCCCAAGCUCUUUGAGGCCUGCUCCUCCUACCUGCAGAGCCAGCUGACCCCCAGCAACUGCCUGGGUAUGAUCAGACUCUCGGAGAUCCUCAGCUGCGAGACCCUCAAGAAGACAGCCAGGGAGGUGGCCCUGACGUACUUCCCAGAGGUGGCCGCAUCUGCUGACCUGAAGGAGCUCUGCGCCUUGGAAUUGAGAGACUACCUGGGGGAUGAUGGGCUGUGCGGGGAGGAGGAAAAGGUGUUUGAGGCCUUCAUGGGUUGGGUCAAGCAUGACCUCCAGACCCGGAAGCGAUACAUGCAGGAACUGUUCAAGCUCGUCAGGCUUCCGUACAUCCACCCGGCCUUCUUCCACCACUUCAUCGCCAACGAUGCCCUCCUCCAGUCCUCGCCCUCAUGCCAGAUCAUCUUGGAGAUGGCCAGGAGGCAGAUGUUCUCUUUGUAUGGCACCACCAGUGUCCCAGACCUCCAACCUCCAUGGCACGUGCCCCCAAGGAACUCUUACCAAGACUUCCUCAUCCUCUUGGGUGGGAGGAAGGACAACCAGCAGACCACCAGGGACGUUCUGCUGUACCACAGACAGACAGGCCAAUGGCGGAGCCUCGCCAAACUGCCCACCCGGCUCUACAAGGCCGCAGCCGUUGCCUUGCACCGCAGCGUCUAUGUGCUGGGAGGCAUGGCCGUGGGCACGGAGAAGAGUGAGCCCAGUCGCCACGUCUACAUCUUCUCCCUGAAACUCAAUCAGUGGAGGCUGGGACAGCCCAUGCUGGCGGCCCGCUACUCCCACAGAAGCACCUCCCAGAAGAACUUCAUCUUCUCUAUCGGGGGCAUUGGAGAAGGGCAGGAGGUCUUGGGCUCCAUGGAGAGAUAUGACAGCAUCUGCAACGCCUGGGAGAACAUGGCCAGCAUGCCAGUGGGGGUUCUGCACCCUGCAGUCGCUGUGAAAGACCAAAGACUCUACCUUUUCGGGGGAGAGGACAUCAUGCAGAACCCUGUGCGCCUUAUCCAGGUUUACCACAUUUCCAGAAACACGUGGUUCAAAAUGGAGACGAGAAUGAUCAAGAAUGUGUGUGCCCCCGCAGUGGUGCUUGGGGAGCGGAUUGUCAUCGUGGGAGGUUACACAAGGAGGAUUCUAGCUUAUGACCCUCAGUCCAACAAAUUUGUCAAAUGUGCGGACAUGAAAGACCGGAGGAUGCACCAUGGGGCGGCGGUGAUGGGGAACAAGCUCUACGUGACAGGCGGCCGGCGGCUGACCACGGACUGCAACAUCGAAGACUCGGCCUCCUUCGACUGCUACGACCCAGAGACAGACACCUGGACAUCCCAGGGACAGCUGCCUCACAAACUCUUUGACCACGCCUGCCUCACUCUCCAGUGCAUUCCCCACACCUCCACCUUCUCCUGAGGUCGAUCAGAAACCAAAAAAUUGGCUGUGUUAGUCCAGAUGCUUUUGUUGCAAGAGACAGAACCCAACUCCAAAAAGCUUAACCCUAAACAGGUGUAGCGAGAGCUCACAAGACUCAAAGUUCCAGAGUAUGGAGGCCUGGAAUCAGGCCUUUGUUGGCAAA